Rhizophagus irregularis DAOM 181602=DAOM 197198 is the source of this 445-nucleotide messenger RNA. The record is from RefSeq and is a predicted model, not a curated record. Lineage: Eukaryota; Fungi; Glomeromycota; Glomeromycetes; Glomerales; Glomeraceae.
AAAUUAUGGUAAUUGAUAUUUAUUUUAAUAUUUUUUAGUAAUCGAUAUGAAUAAUAAAGAUGAAAAAAAAAUUGCAUUAAAUUUAGAUGUAAAAUAUAAUUAUUAUUGUACCUUUAAUUUAAAAGGUGAAUUUAUUUUAUAUAGUUAUUUUUGCUUUCAUGGUUAUCUUGGAAGUCAUGAUAUUAUUUGGAUUUAUUCCACACAAACUAAAAAUAACAAAUGGGAAUGUAAGAGAUUUUACAGGAUACCUGAAGAUUAUGAAUUAAUUAGUAUAUCAAAAUAUGAUAAUUUUGAGACAGAAAAUAUCGGAAUAUUUAGUAAUGAAAAGUUUAUUUUUCUAAAAAUCAAUGAUAAAAUCAUCGUUUAUUCAAUCGAAUUGAGAAUUCCUAUUGCUUCUUUGGAUAUAGUUAAUGGUAACAUUUUAAAAAAUUUUAUUUAUAUUUAA